This is a messenger RNA of Lodderomyces oxycetoniae, 1830 nucleotides long. RefSeq names its product serine C-palmitoyltransferase. Gene Ontology annotation, molecular function: serine C-palmitoyltransferase activity; pyridoxal phosphate binding. NCBI's taxonomy places the organism in Eukaryota, Fungi, Ascomycota, Pichiomycetes, Serinales, Debaryomycetaceae. The record is from RefSeq and is a predicted model, not a curated record. The coding region runs from base 1 to 1830 and encodes 609 amino acids. Gene Ontology annotation, cellular component: endoplasmic reticulum. Gene Ontology annotation, biological process: sphingosine biosynthetic process; ceramide biosynthetic process. The transcript has a single exon.
AUGGUAUCGUCAUCAAUUUUAACAACAACGACUACGACGACUACUACUACUACGACGACGACUACAACCAUUAUAUCCAAUAUCCUAUCCUCAGCCGUACCACCGCCGUUGUCGCAGUCUUGGGAAAUCUUGCAAAACACGCUUUCACAGAUUGUUUUAUAUUGUCUCAAUUUACUAGACAAUUUACCUGGAGGACAAAUAAUUAUCAGGUAUAUCAAGUCGUCGUAUCAGAAUGAUCCAAUUAGAUCCUUGUUUGAAUAUUGCUUGUUUUUGUUUGCAUUGACCUAUUUCUUCACGGCAAAAAAGAAGGAAAACAAAUCUGAGUUGGUCAAAUUUUCUCAAGCGGAGAUUGAUGAGUUGUGUAAUGAAUGGGAGCCAGAGCCACUCGUGGAAGAACUAACCGAUUUGGAAAGAUGGCAGUUGGCGGCCAUCCCGGAAAUAAAAGGUCAAAACGGCGCACAUGUUCAUCUAGUGGGUACAACACGCGCUGAUACCAACACAAUGGCAUCUAAAGACGAUUUGCCCCUAAUCGUCAAUCUCGCUUCUUUAGACUUUCUCAACCUUAAUGAGAACGAGAACAUCAAGAAGGUGGCCAAGGUGGAAAUUGAAUAUGCUGGUGUAGGAGCUUGUGGUCCUCCCAACUUUUAUGGGACGCAGGAUGUUCAUGUAAGACUCGAAGAAGACUUGGCAAAGUUUUUGGGUACAGAACAAGCAAUCAUAUAUGGCCAGGACUUUGUCACUGCAGGCUCGGUUAUCCCUGCGUUUUUGAAAAGAGGCGAUUUGUGUGUCGUUGACAGAAAUGUUAGUCUCGCAUUGCAAAAAGCAUUAAUUGUUAGCCGUGCUGAUAUUGAAUGGUACGAUCACAACGAUAUGGUGCACUUGGAGCUGAUCUUGACUCAAUUAAAGCCGGUGCUAUCUAAGCAAAGGCCCAUUAGGAGAAGAUUUAUAGUCACAGAGGGUCUUUUUGCAAACUUUGGUGACAUUGCAAAUCUACCCAAAAUUGUUGAAUUGAAAAACAAGUUCAAGUACAGGUUGUUCUUGGACGAAUCUUUAUCCAUUGGGGUAUUGGGGAAUGCUGGAAGAGGUUUGACUGAGCAUUACGGAAUUUCAAGGGAUGAAGUGUCCAUAACCAUUGGAUCUAUGGCAACCUCUUUUGCUUCUUCAGGUGGUUUUUGUGUUGGUGUGGAACCAAUGAUUCAUCAUCAGAGAAUAUCCUCUAAUGCUUAUGUUUUCAGUGCAUCCUUGCCCCCUUAUUCAGCAAAAGUUACCUCCCAGGCUAUAAAAGAGAUUAAUGAGAAUUUGGUGCCCCGCACCGGUAAGUCAAAACUAAUGACCAAACUUCACCAACUCACGAGCUUCACAUAUGAUGCUUUGUUGUUGAGUUUAAAGGAUGUGCCAAUGACUAUUGUAUCUGCUCCACAAUCUCCUAUAAUCCAUUUAGCUCUCAGCCAGAAUUAUCGUGAGCAAUUAAACCUACCUUUAUUAUAUGGAAACUCAACUUUUGUACUUCAAGGUAAACCUUCUAAAUAUUUGAAUCGUUUCGAUGAGUUUUUCAACUUUGAGUGCUUCAUUUUGCAAAAAAUGAUUGACUACGUGUUGGCAAAAGCAGGUAUAUUGAUAACAAGAUCGAAAUUAAUUUUAGAGCAUGAAAAUCUUCCUGUGGACCCGCCACAUUUGCUCGUUAAUAUCAAUUUAGGGGUUUCCGAGCAAGAGUUAACCCGCUUAAUAGAAGUUUUGCCGUCGGCUAUUGAGCAUGUUAUAAAGAAUUUGAAUAGCGAAAAUGAUUUAUUUCAAUUAACCGAAGAAAUUAUCAGAUACCCUCUGUUUUAA